Messenger RNA from Racocetra persica, 728 nucleotides. Lineage: Eukaryota; Fungi; Glomeromycota; Glomeromycetes; Diversisporales; Gigasporaceae. The record is from the annotation of a GenBank genome assembly.
AACAAGAAAUAUUUCAUCUCAUUACUAAUGGGGGGUUAGACGCGUUAGUAUAUCUGUGUCGGGCCACUCAGUCAUGUGACCUCCAUUUAUUAGGAACUACAGCAUUGGCUAGUCUUUCCGGAAAUGAAUCAUUUAAAUCUCAUAUUAUUAUGAAAGGAAGUCUUCCACAUUUGUAUCAACUCAUCCUAUUAUACUAUAAUAAAUCAGAACUAGAAACAUUAGAUUUAUCAGAUACUCUAAAAUUUUUGGAUUCCGUUUCGAGUGUUAUUUUAAAUAUUGCGAAUGUAUUGUAUUACUUGUCAAUCUCAGGAUCUUUAUGUCAACAGAUGUUAAUUGAUGAUAUAGCUUUAGAUGCUAUUCUAAAAUUAGCAGAUUUCCAAUUAGGAACAUUAUAUGAUGACGAUUCACCUGAAGAUGAUACGCUUCCUUCUUACGAAGAAAUACGUCUUCGUGUUGAAUUGGCUCGUAGUCUUGCAGCUAAAACUAUUUCAUGCCUUUCUACAUAUCAUGGAUUGGAUCGUUUAAUGCGUUUAUUGCAUUCAAAUAUUUAUGAAGUGCGAAAAUAUGCCGCAAAAUCAAUUGCAUAUUUAUCGCUUAGAAACGAUAAAUAUAAAUCUAUCUUAAUUAAAGAUGGUCGUGCUGAAUUGUUGACAUCCUUGAUUAAUCUUGAAGAUGAGCAAUCGCUAAAAGAUAAUCAAGUGGCAAUAUCACACGCCUGUUGUGCAAUG